Molecule: messenger RNA, 3424 nt
Organism: Papilio machaon (common yellow swallowtail)
Lineage: Eukaryota; Metazoa; Arthropoda; Insecta; Lepidoptera; Papilionidae
Gene: Actn
Product: alpha-actinin, sarcomeric
Exons: 20
Coding region: 142-2844 (900 amino acids)
Biological process (GO): actin cytoskeleton organization; muscle cell development
Cellular component (GO): Z disc; plasma membrane; cell junction
Molecular function (GO): actin filament binding; calcium ion binding
Source: RefSeq, a predicted model, not a curated record
GCUGGGAGCGCUUGCGCUCCAGUCGUCUCGCAGCGGGCGUGUGGCCGGCUGCUUGUUGCAGUGCGCGGUGCGAACUAACACACUCGAGUUCGCGGUCAUAGGCUCGAACGAACAUCGAAUUCGACGGUCAGUGCGGUGACCAUGAUGAUGGACAACGGGGUGAUAACAAAUAACUAUGACGGGGUGUACAGGGACGGGUACAUGGAACAGGAGGAGGAGUGGGAACGUGAGGGUCUCCUAGACCCGGCAUGGGAGAAGCAACAGAAAAAGACGUUCACAGCAUGGUGCAACAGCCACUUAAGGAAAGCCGGCACCGGCAUCGAAAACAUCGACGAGGACUUCAGGAACGGCCUCAAGCUGAUGUUGCUCCUCGAGGUGAUCUCCGGAGAAACGCUGCCCAAGCCCGACCGCGGCAAGAUGCGCUUCCACAAAAUCGCCAACGUCAACAAAGCCUUGGACUUCAUAGCAUCCAAAGGUGUGAAAUUGGUGUCUAUCGGUGCUGAAGAAAUAGUCGACGGUAACCUAAAGAUGACACUGGGUAUGAUUUGGACGAUCAUUCUCAGAUUCGCCAUUCAGGAUAUCUCCGUUGAAGAAAUGACUGCUAAGGAAGGUCUACUCCUCUGGUGUCAGCGUAAGACAGCACCGUACAAGAAUGUCAACGUGCAGAACUUCCAUCUGUCGUUCAAAGACGGCCUUGCGUUCUGCGCCCUCAUCCAUAGACACAGGCCUGACCUCAUCGACUACAGCAAGCUAUCCAAAGACAACCCCCUCGAGAACUUGAAUACGGCCUUCGACGUCGCCGAGAAGUACCUCGACAUACCGCGCAUGUUGGACCCCGACGAUCUGCAGAACACGGCGAUGCCAGACGAGCGCGCUGUCAUGACCUACGUCUCUUCAUACUACCAUUGCUUCUCGGGAGCUCAGAAGGCUGAAACCGCUGCAAAUCGCAUCUGCAAAGUACUCAAAGUCAACCAGGAGAAUGAACGCCUCAUGGAAGAGUACGAACGUCUCGCCAGCGACCUGCUGGAAUGGAUCAGACGCACUAUGCCAUGGCUCAACAGCCGUCAGACUGACAACUCACUCGCCGGUUGCCAGAAGAAACUGGAGGACUACCGUACUUACAGGCGUAAGCACAAGCCACCCCGCGUGGAGCAGAAGGCCAAGCUGGAGACGAACUUCAACACGCUGCAGACCAAGCUGCGCCUCAGCAACCGCCCCGCCUACAUGCCCACUGAGGGCAAGAUGGUCUCCGACAUUGCACAAGCAUGGAAAGGACUGGAGAUAGCUGAAAAGGCGUUCGAGGAGUGGCUGCUGAGUGAGAUGAUGCGCCUUGAACGUCUGGAGUAUCUCGCGCAGAAGUUCAAACACAAGGCUGACAUCCACGAGGACUGGACCAGGGGUAAGGAGGAGAUGCUGCAGUCGCAGGACUUCCGUCAGUGCAAGUUGUACGACAUCAAGGCUCUUAAGAAGAAGCACGAGGCCUUCGAGUCCGACCUCGCCGCGCACCAGGACCGUGUCGAGCAGAUCGCAGCCAUCGCUCAGGAGCUCAAUACACUGGAGUACCACGAGGUGGGUGCGGUGAACGCGCGCUGCCAGCGUAUCUGCUCGCAGUGGGACAGACUGGGCGCGCUCACUCAGCGCCGCCGUCUCGCGCUGGACGACGCUGAACGUCUGCUCGAACAGAUCGACCUGCUGCAUCUCGAGUUCGCCAAGAGAGCCGCACCCUUCAACAACUGGUUGGACGGCACACGCGAGGACCUGGUGGACAUGUUCAUUGUGCACACCAUCGAGGAGAUCUCCGGUCUCAUGGAUGCGCACGCGCGCUUCAAGGCCACGCUCGGGGAGGCCGACAAGGAGUACCAGGCAAUAGUGAACCUGGUGCACCAAGUGGAGUCCAUCGUGAAACAACACCAGAUCCCUGGAGGUCUGGAGAACCCCUACACCACACUCACUGCACACGAGCUGAACCGCAAGUGGUCGGAGGUGCGACAGCUGGUACCACAGCGCGACGGCACGCUGGCCGCGGAGCUUCGCAAGCAGCAGAACAACGAGACCCUGCGCCGGCAGUUCGCUGAACAGGCCAACGCUGUCGGACCCUGGAUAGAGAGACAGAUGGACGCCGUCACCGCCAUCGGCAUGGGCCUGCAGGGCUCGCUGGAGGACCAGCUGCGGCGACUGCGCGAGUACGAGGCGGGCGUGUACGCGUACAAGCCUCACAUCGAGGAGCUCGAGCGCAUACACCAGGCCGUGCAGGAGGGCAUGAUCUUCGAGAACAGGUAUUCUCAGUACACAAUGGAGACGCUGCGCGUGGGCUGGGAGCAGCUGCUGACGUCCAUCAACCGCACCAUCAACGAGGUGGAGAACCAGAUCCUGACGCGCGACUCCAAGGGCAUCACACACGAGCAGCUCAACGAGUUCCGCGCAUCCUUCAACCACUUCGACAAGAACCGCACUGGACGUUUGGCUCCCGAAGAGCUGAAGUCGUGCCUGGUGUCUCUGGGCUACAGCAUCGGCAAGGACCGGCAAGGAGAGCUCGACUUCCAGCGCAUUCUCGCCGUAGUCGACCCCAACAACACAGGUUACGUUUCAUUCGACGCGUUCCUGGACUUCAUGACGCGGGAGUCUACCGACACUGACACCGCGGAGCAGGUCAUCGACAGCUUCAGGAUUCUCGCCGGAGACAAGCCGUACAUAACAGCGGAGGAGUUGCGGCGCGAGUUGCCGCCGGACCAGGCGGAGUACUGCGUGGCGCGCAUGCCGCCGUACCGCGCUGCCGGAGCCCCGCCCGGAGCACUCGACUACAUGGCCUUCUCCACCGCGCUCUACGGCGAGACUGACCUCUAGAUCCAGGUCUUAUCAUCAGACGUAACCCAGGAGUUGGAACAGCAAGGGAAGUGAGCACAGGGUCGCCUCUCGUAUACACUACUCCCAAUACAGAGCGAUGUGACCCUGCUCUGUAGCGACCUCACAAAAAUUAUUUCUCUCAUGUUGGCAAACAUCUCAUAAAUUACGCCCUAAUCCAUUGCCAACAUGAUGCAAACAAUUUUUGUGGAUAUUAUUAGUAUUUUAAAAAUCAGUUCUGUAUCAAAUACGUGCAAUGUUAAAACCAAAAAAUGUCAUUAACUCUCUUACCAAGAAAAAUCUCUCAUUCUUUGUGUAAUCUUUUGGCUCAAAUCAGAGAAUAUCAUAUAUGUCUACAACACACUAUUUAUAUAAAUUAGAUUUAGGUAUUUUUAUCUUUUAUACGAAAUUUGUCAGGAAAUGUCACAAAACAUUUUAUUUGUAAGUUAAACACGGUGCUAAUGUUAGGCUUCACUAAUGUGUCACACCAAAAUAAAGACUCAUUCAAAAUGUGAGGAUGUUUUUUGUUAAAUAUAUAUUAUUUUUUUUAAUUUUUAAGCAUACAUUAUUUAUAUACAAGUUC